AGCUUUCUCCCCCCCUUCGAAAGAGAAAACGUAUGAACUCAUGAUCAUCUUGAGCACGACCUUCACCUAAACCAUUUUUCAUCCACACACACUACACCCUAUUUUUGUUCAACUACAUUCUUCAAAAUUAGUGGUUAGCUGACCAAGACGAAGACCACAUCACAGGCAGCCAUGGACAGCCUCUCACCGAACAAGAACUCGAUGCAGGAGCUGGCACGACUCCGACGUACACUAGUAACCCUAGGCGCAACUACGUCGGCAACUACAACCCUUCUACUAACAGGGUCCCAAACUAGUACCAGCUUCGUUGCCGCAACUGCUACUGAUUACUGUGCGGCCUCCGAGGUCAUCCUGGAUUGCCUGGGCGCCAGUACAGCGAAGAACUACGUAACCCGGCAGCUGGCCGAAAGCGAUGAAACCGAGACAGCAAAAAAUGGGCCUUCGCGCCGCCAGCUGUCAACCGUGCUGGAGUACCCAGUGAAUGCAAAUGCAGGUUUUGCGAAUUGUGUCACAAUUCCUGGUCAGGGCGCAACCGGCGAGGCGAAGUUGACGACCUACGGCUGCGAACUUGUGCGCGAUGCUGAUGGGGUGAUCCAGGAUCCGUGGAACCGGGGCACCACCGCAGAUUUGAAGUGCGCGAAGCAAGAGGCCUUGGACAUUGAGACCGCCCUACACAGCCAAGCGGGCGCGCAGUCGCUGACCGUGCCCAAGACCUGCGUAUCUGCAGACUAUGCGAACAUGGUCGGAGGCGCCGCGAGCACGUGGCCCAAGGGGGGGCCCUUUAUUGACACUGCCACGGGCGUGGACCACGGCUGGACCGAAGCAGGCUGCAAAUUUAAGUGCGGGCAGAUUCCCUGGUGCCGCUUCUACGAAUUUGACGACUGGGAAACCAACGCCGAGGCGCCGGGAAACUACCAAUGGACGAAGCAGUGCAAAAUCAUGAAUCAGUGUUACGGCUCCCGGCAUCUGAUCAACUACGACUCGAAAGACAGAAUCGCGGCACAUGUAAGCGGCGGCGUCACGCCCUACCAAGAUCUCUAUCCCGGCGCCGCGGGCUACUCGCUCGGGGAGCUCCGCCUGGCGCUCGAGGGGGUUGCGAUCAACGCAGUCGUGCAAGCGUAUCCGCGCAAGCGCAUGACGAUCAAGCAGUGCAAGCGCACCGCCUGCAAGGACGGGCUGGACGGCGGGUGUCCGGCGAUGUGGAGCGUGAAUCGCGGCAAUUUUUUCAGCGCCAACGUGAAUUUACUGCCGCGUUGCUUGUAUGCAUUGCAAAAGUAUCGUACUAGUAUAAAUCGCAUGACAAAUUUCCUCAGAAUGUAAAAUGGAAUUUGUCAUGCUGAUUUUUUUCUUUGGAAUCAGAUUUGUCAUGCGUAUCUGCGAUUGGUACGAGUGCGAUGCUUUUGCAUUUGAUAGCUUGGGCGAGGUCUGCACCCGCGAGGACAGGAAAAACCACUGUUGUCGUGGCGGGAACCGGAGUAUCAUCAGUGGAGAAUCCGUGGCUUUGCUGGGAACCACCAGCUCCGCCUCCGUGUGCCCCUACAGUGGCGGCCAGGACCUGGCGCUGGUGGACACGGAGGGGUCUCUGCUCACCGCGUUUCCCGUCGCCCCCAGCGGCGCCAGCCUCUUUCGCACCGGCCACUGCGUCCACGGGUUCGACCCGGCUACCUCCCAGGCGAUUCCGUGCUUGCUCGUGGCCCCCUCGGCCGCCGAUAACACCUACCAAAACCUCCGCCUCCCGGUCGCGUCCGUGACCGAGCGCUGCGCCCGCAUCGAGUACAAGAUCACCACGCGCGGCCCCGGCGAUGCGGAACCGACACUGACGACGCAGCAGGAGGCCACCGUGGCCAUGACGUACUGGGACUGCAGUUUGGCGUGCACGAAGGACGAGAAUUGUUCGGACUACAGCUAUAUGAACUGCAAAAGUAUCGUACUCGUAUAAAUGCAUUACAAAUUUACGCAGCAUGAGAAAUAAAAUUUGUCAUGCGGAUUUGCCUUAAGACAAAGAUUUGUAAUGCAAGACUUGCAUUUAUACGAAACGAAUGCGAUACUUUUGCACAGGAUAAGCUACGACCCGAAAACGAAACAGUGCAUCGGUUACAACGCCUGCCACGCCUUCCACCCCGUGCUAUCCACAGUAAAUUUCCCGUACACGUACAAAUGCGGUCUCUGCAUGACAAAAAUUGGCCUCGAUGAUCCUAGUUUAGCAUGACAAGUUCUACCCAACAAAUUGGUGGAGUUUGUGGUGCGUUCUGUACAUGUACGGAAAAUUUGUAUUGCAUACGUGCUCUCCACGGCGAACACCCGGAUUUUCACGAACAAGUGCCGCGGGUUUUCCUGCAACUUGUCCGCAGGGUACACGCAGUCUUCCCUGGUCGGCGGCGUUGACCGGUCCACCUCCGGCCGAGGGGCCUACAGCUUUGCCGAUGAGGAAACGCAAAUCAACGCGCGGAUCGGGGGCCCGCUCAUGCGGAUUCCGGAACACACGCUCAACGAAGCCACGCAGGUGGUGAACACGCUGACGACCGGCACGGCGGCGUCCAAGUCGCCGGCAUUUGACAAAAUUUUGCAACACGGCAUCUCCUGGACGUUGCCGGCGUUCACCGCAACGGGUUCCAGUUCGCUCACGAUUCCCACCGUGUGUCCCACCUGCGGCGCCUUCGGGAACUGCAAACGGCAAGCCUGGGUGAGUGAUUUCGAUUACGUGAAACUACCCUUGUUAGAUCUCGGCACCGCGUGUUUGUCCCAGACGUGCCAAGUCCAGGACUGCUGCAUGAAAAUCAACGACCUGAUUUUCACCACCCACCCGGACAGCGCCCAAGCGGGGGUGGACACGACCAGCACCUUGCUCGACAAGAGUUUCGUGAACCGGAUCCAGGGCGUGGCCGGCCGGUUUUUGCAGCAAGUCAACUCCGCGAGCGCCAGCUACUAUUAUGGGGUGCAAAAGUUCCAGUACGACAUCGCCGUGGCCCCGGCCGCGGGGUUGGCCACCGUAUGGAUUGCAAAAGUGUCUGAGUCUGGAAGAUUGUCAGACUUGUCAUGCAGGUUUUCCAUGACCCAUGAGGUCCGGUAUGUAGGACAUAACAUGACAGAUUCUGCGAGACCUUGCUAAUGCCUUUCCUGCAUGAGAAAGCGCCUCUCGAUUAGGUCAAAAGUGCACAACUUUUGGCAAUCAUGCAACACAGUUUUUUGCCUGAUUCAGAUUUAGCAUGACAAGUUCCAUCCUCCCAGACCCAGACACUUUUGCAUUUGAUACACAGCGUCGGGGAGAGACACGGGCUUCGACGAGGACAACGCCGUUUUGGCUUUACUCAAGAACGAGGUCUACCCUAGUGUGAAUUACAACAAACCCUGGAUGGUAACCGGGCUGACGGCGGCUACAAUCGGCUCCACCUAUUUAAACAUCGACCUGCAGUCCCCGCAGUUGGUGUUCGGCAUGCGCAUUUUCAACGACUUCUCCGACGCGGAUCCGGACCUGGAGAAGUUAUGCAAUACAAAUUUCCCGUACAUGUACAAAAUGCAUCACAAAUUUUACCAAUUUGGAGCGUGAAAGUUGUCAUGCUAAAUGACGAUCGAAGCCAAGUUUUGUCAUGCAGAAACUGCAUUUGUACGUCGUGUACGGGAAAUUUGCUGUGGAUAGAAGUCCAUUUUCGACUACUACUCCGGCGCAACGAACGCAAACAUCGCGCGGCUGUUGCUGUUUGUCGGUGUGUCCACUUUGUCCACUCCAAUCACCUUGCCGAGUGCCUUCAACGAGGCGCAGACCACCGCGUGUUACUACCCGGAAAGAACCAGUCAAAAUGGCGGCCCGGCGGGGGGGACUGGCGUGAUUAUGAAGCAAAACAUUUACGACAAAAACACCCGGAAAGCCGACAUCAAAUCCAUCCUACCAAAUGCAAACAUGUCUGGGUCUGGAAGGAUGGAACUUGUAACGCUGGUCUUGCAUUCCUGUGAAAUCUGUAUUGCGCCGCGACUAGCAAAGAUGGUACAAGCAGGCUCUCGUGUCAUACAAAAACGCAGUUUCUCAUGCGGAGUUCGUAUGGGAAAGCGUUCCACAAACUUGUCAUGUUGUCCUACAUAAAAGGAAGUGUUUUCUUCUUGCACAUUCUAGCAUCACAAAUUUUCAGACCCAGACAUAUUUGCACUUGAUACAUCCACCACGCGGACCAGACCGUGUACUUUGGGCGCGACAGUUUGAACCGGCGCGUGAUCGACCUGUUGUGCCCCACCACCCGCUAUGGAUUGCAAAAAUGUCUGGGUGUGGAAGUAGAGUGGAACUUGUAAUGCUGUCUGCGGAUUCUGAAAAUAUCUGCGUUGCAUGAGCAGCAAGAGGAGUCAGCGCUUGGCACGCGGACGAGAGGGCAUUUCUCAUGCGUAAGUAGCUGCAUCAAGAAGCUCCCGAAAAAUCUGUGAUGCUAGCACCAGCAUCACAUCAGACCUCGCGGGUCAUGCAACAUGUGCAUCACAAGUCCCGACUCUUCCAGACCCAGACAUUUUUGCAAUUGAUACCCGCCAGCAGUUCGCGCGGACGGAGCAUCAAAUCAGCCCCGCGACGCACAAGGUGGCGACCGGACAGUAUGUGGUUUUGAAGCCAUCUGGCAGUACGAAGAUCACCCGGAUGUCUAUCCGUCACGUGCAACUCUACGUGGCGCAGCCGCGGCCCACCACGUCGAACCUCUACGACCAAACGGCCCAGACCUGCGCGGGCGCGUUUGCUUCGCUUUCGAACGCCAACGGCGGGUGCCCGAGCUUGGGCUGGACGCUGAAGCCCACGGCGGCGUCGAUUGCCUGCGUCUACAGCCCCUCCGCCUUCGACGGGAACAUCUGCACGGAGGACAAAUGCUGCAACCCGCCGGACGAGGCGAAGUCGCACAUUUCGCAAACGGUGGCCCCCUGCGAGCUCUUCUGGACCUUAUCUGACAAUACCGAUUCUGCUGGUGGCCCCGCGGCCUCGGUCGGGUUCCCGCUGCAGGAAAAAAUGUGUUCUCAAGCGAGCCUCACCACCGCCCCGAAAGCGUGUCACGAGGUGCGCCCACAAGAUUUGGACGGCUUCUGCCAAAACACGGCGAGAGAACAGCAGCUGGCCGACCACCAGCUCUACGCGGGUCGGAAAGACCUCGGCACGGCCGCCAACCCCAAAACCUGUACGACGCCAACUUCGCUUGGCGGGACCGCGUGCGGAAACUCGGAUUUGAACCUGUGUUGCGUCAAAAGGCAAGCCUGCUCCGCGACGACGGCCAGUCAGGUCUGCGGUUCCGGCGGGGAAAACAAUGAGCAACCGGAUGUGAGUGCGUACGUGAAAUUAUCGACAACUGGGUUGUAUUGCAAAUCCGACCUCUGCUAUCCCAAGAAAAAACUGUUUUACUGUGAACCUGUGAUGCGCAAAAUGGAACACAGAACUAUUUGUCUUGCUACACCUGCAACACAUUGCAUUUUUAAGGGUGUUUUCCCUUGGAAAGCGCGCAUGACAGACUUUCAGCGUCAUCAUGUGUAACAAACCUGUGAUGCAGAUCUAGCAAAAUCAUCACAGUGAGCCAGUUUUUUCGUGGGAUAUCUGCAACAAGCAGGACGACCGGGAAACGUGUUGCGCGCGGAAGGAAACCUGCAAGGAAUCCGGGGGAACGAUUUGUCCCACGACUGGCUUGGCGCAGUCUAAGCUGCAUUUCUUCUGCUCCGGUUUGCGCUGCACCGCUGCAGCGGAUUCGACCACGUGCUGCGCGCAAGCCAACACGUGCGCUUCCGCGGGCAUCACCAAUGACAUGUGCCAGGCGGUAGGCCGGCCGGAAGCGUUGUUCAGCAAGCCGUAUUACGUCGGGUACAGCUACAUGGGGUAUGACGUGACCAAGGAUGCUACAUCUAUCGCGAACAUCGGCACUUUAAACGCACUCGACACCUGCAGCUACACCACCACCUCCACGACAUCCACUGUCGCGGGCGACGACGCUUCCGGUGGUCGGAGCUGGAUGGGCCGCGGCGCGAAUUUGGAUCCGAUCAAAAAGGCGUGCCAUCUGGAGUAUUGUUGCGCGCGCACCUGCGGGCCGAGUGGGUACGACUGUCGGUACCAAAACCCGGCUGUGUUCGCCUCGGCCGUGACAAGAAUCCCGGCGUUGAUUCGCUACGACCAGGGGGUCUGUUCUGCGGGCACCACGUUGAACCCGCUGUGUAGCGCAAACACGUGCUGCGCGAAGGUGGAAGACGAGUCGCUGAUCACGGGUACAACGUUGAACUCCUUGCAAUUGUCGCCGAUCACGAUUUCAUCUCGCCGAGAGCUGCUGGAGGAGGAAAACGCACUGCAAUCCUCCACUGGCGACGACCAAACCGACCACCGUCGCUCUCUGACGUCGUCCACCGGCGACGGCACAUACUACACCGCCGGCACGGGGACCGACGGAUUACUCGGCGCCGCGGCUUUUCAAUUGGCGGACCAACCGGCGACCUUAGCGACCAUGCUCGCGAACGUGAAGCAAGCCAUUCCGAAAACCGCGAUUUCUCCCUAUGUUGGGCGGGGCAUCCCGAACCCGGCAAACCGAGUCAGCACCUACAACGAUUUGGACGAGACUCCGGUCACGAUACAACCCUCCACGACCGAUCCAAACGACGCGACCAAUUCGGGUAACACGACCGAUCCGACGACCGAGGAUCCUACGACCAAGGACGCUACGACUGUAACGGCCACGACCACAACUGACGACAGAAACGAAUGGGAAAAAUUCUGGGACGACGAGGACUCCGUGAUCCUGGCCGGCAUCGUGCUCGGCGUGGUCAUCCUGCUCUGCCUCCUGGGCUGCGUGCAUCACCGGCGGAUAUGAACUGCAAAAGUAUCGUACACGUACUCGUAUAAAUGCAUUACAAAUUUCCUCAGCAUGAGAAAUAAAAUUUGUAAUGCGGAUUCACCUUGAGAAAAAAACUUGCAAUGCAUGACUGCAAUUACUACGAGUGCGAUACUUUUGCACCCGAUAGCGGAAGGCGAAGCAACAGUGGAUGGAAGAUCAUUACGGGUACGGUGCUGGUAAAGGCACGUGGGACGAUAUUGAGAGGAAAAAUCCCCUCUCCCCAUAUUGAAGAGGCAUGUUUCCGAAAAUUUGUGUUGCUGAUUUGUAGCCACAAAUCAGGUUUGAUUUGCAAGAACACAAGUCGCGCAGAGGCAUCCGCCCAAUUUUGAAAGCGAUUUGGCAUGCCGUUGGUCCUAGAGGGUAGCCGUUUGCAAUGCUGAACAACUAGACCUGAGCGCUCCCACCUAGGCUGCCGCUGCGGAUCCGGCCGCAGUGCCUUACUGCAAGACAAGUCGGACGAUUUGUGUACGCAAAUCAGCAUGAGAAAUUUCCAUUUUGAUAUGGGGAGGGGGGAUUUUUCAUUUUGAUAGACGAUUUGUACGCCCCGGGCGCCUAUUCGUACGCCAAGGGCAGCAAGAUGGGAAAGAAGGGGAAAUCCUCGGGAAAAUUUUCCUCCUCCAGAAAGAAAGGAAGCGGCAAGUAUUCCCCGUACAACUCCCCGCGCGGCGGAGGUCCUUCCUGGCUGUCCCCACGCCCGUCUUUGUCUUCCCCCCGCGGCAGUUACCACAUGUCGUCGCCCCGAAUGUCUGGACAUGCGCACUCCUCGUCGCACAGCUGGCGCAAGAAGGCGGGAGCAGGGAGUGCGAAGGGCGGCACUUGGAGCUACGUCAAGGGGCCGCCCAGUGUGCAGAAGGGCAAGGCUUCGAUCUCGUCCCCCAUGGGCUCGCCGUUGGGAACCCCGCUUGGCUCCCCGCGUGGCGGGCCGCCGGUGCCCGUGCCCAUGAACCCGCACGUUGGGAAGGUCGCCCCGCACAAGAAGGGCGUCCCGGGCGGCUCGAUGAGCACCAAAGGGGAAAGGGCAGCAGGGUUGGUCUCCGAACCUCCUGCAGCAUUUUGGGUAUGGGAAAAAAUGAGAUCUAAGUAAAAAAUCUUCGUCUUUCAACCUUCAAAUCAAUUUUUGUCAAACUAUCCAAAAGAAAGGAACACGACGAACAUACUUACGUACUAGCAAUAUACGAAAUAAAUCAAGUUUAAAAUAUGUUUCGCCUACAUUAUUCGUGAACAGGAAGUCGCAUGCUUUACUUCGUUUUUCAUCGUAAAUUAUUCUAAUCCGCGUACUACAAGAACUUCGUUUUUAAUUGCAUUGCACACGUACAAGAACGACCCUACUAGUGUCCAUUUUCUCAACCCACUUCCCCAAAACCCCAAGCAAAAAUCGACCCAGUGCCAGUGGAGGUAGUUUUUGUUUUUGAUUGUCCUCUUCGGAAAACUAAACUCAUUCGCUUGAUCAUGGAGACGUUGAUCACGAUGCUAAACAUGUAGUGGACGAGUGAAAAUACACGUGGCAUCAAAGCUGCACCAAGCUCAGCCAGUAGCAGCACACACAUGCAGCGAUGAAGAAGAUGUUGACUCGGGGGCUACCUCCACUUCAAGAAUUCUCAACAAACUUUCAGAAGAGAAAACGCACUCGAAA
Molecule: messenger RNA, 8463 nt
Organism: Amoebophrya sp. A120
Lineage: Eukaryota; Dinophyceae; Syndiniales; Amoebophryaceae
Source: the annotation of a GenBank genome assembly